Messenger RNA from Mytilinidion resinicola, 768 nucleotides. Its product is annotated as putative epoxide hydrolase. NCBI's taxonomy places the organism in Eukaryota, Fungi, Ascomycota, Dothideomycetes, Mytilinidiales, Mytilinidiaceae. The record is from RefSeq and is a predicted model, not a curated record. The coding region runs from base 1 to 768 and encodes 255 amino acids. The transcript is spliced from 3 exons.
AUGCCCCCCCUCCCCCCGCCAAAAGCCCUCCUCUUCGACAUCGGCGGCGUCGUCUCCCCCUUCCAAGCCAUCCUCGACUAUGAACUCGCCCACGCCAUCCCCCCGGGCUGGGUCAACUUCAGCAUCCAGCGCGCCGCGCCCACGGGCGCCUGGCAGCGCCUCGAGCGCGGCGAGGCCGUCCUCGACGCCACCUUUUUCGCGGCCUUCAAGUCCGAGCUCGAGAACCCCGCGCUAUGGGACGAGUUCUGGCUCCAGCAAUCGAAACUCGGAAAAGUCCACGGCGCGAAACCCCCCACCCCCUCCAUCGCCGCCCGCGACAUGUUCUGGGAAAUGAUGCGCGUCAGCCGGCGGCCGGACCCGUGGAUGUAUCCCGCGCUGAAGGCGCUGCGCGCGUUGGGGAAGUUCGUCAUGGGCGCGUUGAGUAAUACGAUACCGUUCCACGAGGGCGUGCAUGCGGGGGAUAGCACGGCGAUACGGGAUCGGUUCGAUGUGUUUAUUAGCUCGGCGCACGUGGGGCUGCGGAAGCCGGAUGCGCGGAUUUAUGAGCUGGCGCUGAGCGAGUUGGAUAGGGAGAGUAGGCGGAGGGGGUUGGGCCCGGUGGGGAUGGGGGACGUGCUAUUUUUGGAUGAUAUUGGGAGCAAUCUGAAGGGGGCGAGGGCGUGUGGCAUGAGGACGUUGAGGGUGGUGCUGGGGGAAACAGAGCGGGCGGUUAGGGAGUUGGAGGGGUUGACGGGGGUGAGGCUAGUUGAGGAGAGGGCGAAGUUGUAG